AUGCAACACAGUGAAAGCACCGAUGCCUACUGCGGCAGCGGCUGCCAGCCAGGCUUCGGCAAUCGCAAGCCCGCAUCCUUGUCCCCAUCAUCCACGCCCGCGAAGGCCCCAGUUGCGCCAUCGAGUGCGCUGUCAACGAUGAACAUACCCGUAGUCUCAUCACCUGUCUCGUCGUCAAGAAUCACGUCGUCCGCUACCUCGUCUCAGCCUAUGAGCACAUUGCUCACCGACCCUGUUUCAUCUUCUUCAUUUACAGUUGCGUCGGUCGAAGACCCGUACACAAGUACGCUUGUAACAAGCACAAGCGCAUUGGCUAUGGACGUGGGAAUCCUGUCCUCGCUGGAGGUUACUUCAGCGUCAGCAGCAGCCCCGGAGAUCGUUUCUGCGUCUAGCGAGGUUCCAACCUCGCUAGCAACCGAGACCGAGACCAUCUUUUCGACUGCCGCUCCCGUAAUUAGCACGUCGCCAUCGCCGGAGUCCAUCUCAUCAUCUGAGCUUACGACCACUACAGUCGAAGAGUCUACAUCGAGCUCAGUGAUCGAAACAUUAUCACUCUUCCCAGAGACUACAGCUUCCUCGUCCGCGGUGAGUUCUAUUGUUGGGACAUCCACCACGUCGGCGCUUGCGACCUGCAACACGCUCGCCGCGACGUACAACCCUUCCUUUGAGAGUGGUGCUACCGCCCCUUGGAUACCGGCCGGAUUUGCCUUGAAUUCUGCGUACAGCAAAACUCAGGUGCUUUCUGCUGCUUCUGCGCCAUUCACGCCGCUCGACGGGUCACACAAGCUUUACAGCACCUUCGACCGCAGUUUUCCACCAGGUCUGGCCUGGAUAUACACGCUUCAAAACGUGUACAUCCCAGCUGGUAGCAAUCUCAACUGCGCUCUCGGGGUCAAGGUGACGCAGGGCAGCAAUCCCAAUUAA
Messenger RNA from Alternaria alternata, 924 nucleotides. RefSeq lists its product as hypothetical. Bases 1 to 924 code for a protein of 307 amino acids. The transcript has 2 exons. The record is from RefSeq and is a predicted model, not a curated record. NCBI's taxonomy places the organism in Eukaryota, Fungi, Ascomycota, Dothideomycetes, Pleosporales, Pleosporaceae.